Molecule: messenger RNA, 3534 nt
Organism: Bombus impatiens (common eastern bumble bee)
Lineage: Eukaryota; Metazoa; Arthropoda; Insecta; Hymenoptera; Apidae
Gene: Slip1
Product: PDZ domain-containing RING finger protein 4
Exons: 7
Coding region: 496-3039 (847 amino acids)
Molecular function (GO): protein binding
Source: RefSeq, a predicted model, not a curated record
CUCGUCGCUUUUCGUUUUUUCUCGCGUACAGUUGUGAGUUCUCGAGAGUCUGUCUGCCUGUCUCUCUCUCUCUCUCUCACUCUUUUUUUUUGUCAACAUAUAAAUGCAAAAGUUGCAUUCGAUGCAAUGCGAGUAAUCGGUCCGUUUGCAUUUGUGGCGUGGAAUCGCGAGGAGGCGUGCUACGACGAUGCUAGAUCAUCGAAGUAAGGACGAUCUAGCCACUUCGUGCCGUGUGUGAGUGCCAACGUCGAUAUUCCUCGUUGUUUCGAACAAGUGGAAAGAAGUGUCGAGUGGGAGAUUCGCCACCGUAAUUGCUUUCGUUCGGUUUCCGUUUGAUUCUAUCUGAUCCUUCUUUCGAGCUCUUCGUUGUUCAUCUCUGGUACACCAAACCAAGCACGUCCCGACCAAUCUUGACUUCAACGUUCUCAUCUGCCAUCGCUUUUCUUUGUAAAACGUCAUUAGCACGCCUCGUCAUCAACUCCAGUCCUGCGAAACAUGGAUUUUGUCAUUUUAAAGGUAAAUGGUCAAGAUGUAUCGAACUCGAGUCACGAAGACGCAGUGCGUUGCUUUCAAUCGGCCCAAGAACCGAUCAUCGUCGAGGUAUUGCGACGACAGCCAACUCAACAGCAACAACAGCAACAGCAUAGUCAGCGAACCGGAUGGAAGGAACAGGAGAGUCGAAGCACAGAACCGGAGAAAGAAUGGGAGAGAACGGCCGAAGGUGGCAAUAAACGCGAUCAACACGCCAUCAACACUUGUCCGAAUCUGGUGUCGACCGCGGUACAGACCGACUGGGCUGGACUUCUCGAGACCGAGGAAGAAGAACUGCUGCCGGUGGUCGACGAGCAGCCAAACGACAGUUUCGAGGACUUUCUCGCGCACGACAUCGAUUUCGAGGAGGUGACGUUGCGGAAGGCGGGCAGCGCCGAGAAGCUAGGGCUCACGGUGUGUUACAGUUCCGGAUCCGGCAGCGAAGACGCCGACACCGAGGUCUACAUCUCGGAAAUAGUUCCUGAAAGUCUGGCAGCGCGCGAUGGCCGAUUGCGAGAAGGCGACCAAAUCUUGAGGGUGAACGGAAAGGACGUGGCGAACAAAGAACAAACGGAGAACCUGUUCGCCGAAACGAAAAACGCCGUGACCAUUCUCGUCAGUCGAUGUCUUUAUCAGGAGGACGAUUACAAGGAGAGGCGCGUGUACCCUCGGGGAUCGCCGCUGCUUUCGCCGGACCAUCUGCCUUCCUAUCAGAACAGCCUGAUCGAGCAGCUGAUUCGACAGCAGCAACAGCAGACGGAGGAACGGACCAAAGACACGGAAGAGGACUGUUCGACGUUGAGGCCGCCGCCGCCACCGCCUCCACCGGUGCCCUGUCACACGCUUGGACAUCAAGCAAACAACAACACCCCUUCUUCGAGCUGUUCUUCCCAAACGUCGCAAAAAUCUUCCGGUAGAAACGCUGCGUCGCCUGCGCGACACGCGGAUCACGAUCGCAAACAGUGGAUGCAGGAGACGUUGAAGGAUUGCUCGAAGAAGAUGGAGGGUCUCUGUGUGCGCGGUCAAUCGCAAACAGGUUGCGGAGGCGGAGGCGGAGGAGGAGGAGGAGGAACGAUCGCGGUUAGGUUGGCAGACGCUUACUCGAAUCACGUGUGGAGCGAAACAGAACACAUCUACGAGACUAUACCAGAGUCUGACAGCGAACCGAUCUACUCAUCGCCGUACGAACAUCACAGACAUUGGCAUCAUGCGAAUCAUACUUCUAGCGUGGUCGCUACUGCGCAGCCAACCAUCACCACCGUCCCUCCGCCACCGACGACCAUCGUCUCUACCAUCGCGAUCGCUAUCACGACUACUGCAAAUACCACCACGUCGAACACGGUAAUUCAAUACUCGCAGAACCAAGCGAACCAGAGUGGAAGAUGGUACUGUUCGUCGAAGAGCAACAGCUCGGGCGAGGAGAAGGAUAGCUCGAGCGCGUACAACACCGGAGAAUCCUGCAACAGCAAUCCGCUCACGUUAGAAUUGCAACGCGGUGAAAGGGAUCAUCAUAAAAGUACACUGGUGCUUUGCCCCCCGAAAGCGUUGGCUGUACAGCAACAACAGCAGCAGCAGCAGCAACAACAGAGGCUCGGUUGCACGUGCCCCGCGUUCACCAACAGACAGACAAGGAACCAAUCGAACAAGAGAGGCUCGAGUUCUCAUUAUUACAGAGAUCGUGCGACGGAUCCAACUAACUUGCCUGCGGAUACUAUGUACACGAACAUGGCUAACCUUCAGCAAACGAUGCUUCUGCAACAGCAGCUGUUCAAGCAGGCUCUCGACCGGAGAAACUCGACCAUCGGUGGAUCUAGAGAGAGCAGCAGCGUUACCGCGGUUGCUGCCGGUGGCACUGCGAAAAAGUCCAGGUCUCAUGGUAAUUUUCAAGCACCGAAUUUGACUCGGUACCAGUUUGUCGGCAGUCAACAGGUGUGCGCGUCCAGUUCCUGGAUACCCCCGGAGGACAAAGCGAACGACGUGCAGAUGGAGUGGAAAGUGAAGAGGAGAGCGGACGGAACCAGGUACAUCGCUCGGAGGCCAGUCAGGAAUCGCAUUCUGAGAAAUAGGGCGAUCAAAAUAUCGGAAGAGCGAGCCGGUCACAGCACGGAAGACGACACCAUGUCGGAAGUGAAGGUUGGCAGAUACUGGACCAAGGAGGAACGUAAGAGACAGCUGGAACGUGCUCGCGAACGCAAACAGAGACAACAAGAACUUCAGCUGCAGCAACAGCAACAACUUCAACAACAGCAGCAACAACAGCAACAACAGCUUCAAAUGCAGCAGACCAACGAAUUGUUGACGUGCGAGCACGGCGAGCACGAGAAGCUUCCGAAGAAACCGUUGAAUAUCGUGGAACUGAGUCACAAAAAAAUGGCUCGUAAAAAGAACACCCUGGACGAUUUCACUACCGUUCAGGAGAUGUUGGUUCAUGGAAACAGAAUCGGUAGCGCGGGAGGUCCCGGUACCGGUGGCAAACUGAUGGGUCUUCUUUCGGUAACGACCGUUUGAACCGUAUGACCCGCGAUAUCCAAGGAAACGACGAAAAGUAACUUUUUCCUUGUUCCUGCGUGUUUCCUUUUGUCGCGUUAUAUUUGUCUUGCCACGGAUGAUCUCGUCACUGUUCGAUCGUUUUUCAGGUUCCGUAAUUAUAAUCAAACUUGUAAUUAUAUAUUUGAUCCACACGUUAUCCUAUCACCGCUCCACGAGUUUCCAUUCCUCCUUGCGCGUCGAUCUCGUCGUUUCAUUUUCGUGUUAUAGGGCUACGAAAACCAUGAGCGAGCAGCUUUAUCUCGUUUUCAAUUCGCAGUAACUGAAGCGAGUCGUGUAAUGCUCGUGUCGUGGAAGUAGCGUAAAUACGAACAAGGUUGUACAUAUUUUUCGUAUAACGAUAUAAUAAAUGUAUGUAGAUUAUUUUACACGAGCUGAAACUUUUGCAGACAAAGAAAAUAGAACGAGUACGCUUUUGUAGAUAUGUACAAUAAACGUAACGAUGGUAUGAAUAAA